Stylophora pistillata is the source of this 438-nucleotide messenger RNA. RefSeq lists its product as uncharacterized. The record is from RefSeq and is a predicted model, not a curated record. Gene Ontology annotation, molecular function: protein binding; signaling receptor activity. Gene Ontology annotation, biological process: positive regulation of canonical NF-kappaB signal transduction; positive regulation of JNK cascade; signal transduction. NCBI's taxonomy places the organism in Eukaryota, Metazoa, Cnidaria, Anthozoa, Scleractinia, Pocilloporidae.
GUAAUCCUGGUAAUGGUCUUGUGGUCACAAUUUGUAAUCGGGGGUCCCAUAAGAUGUUCUCUGGUGCGAAACUUCCUGAUAUAUUACCCAGAUGAUCCAGGGGCUGAAAUGGAGUGUAAAGCGUGCCCUGAAUGCCCGCUAGGAUUAGGACUCGUACCCCAAUGUGGUACCAAGAUCACUAACUACACCACUAUUAAAUGCGAACCGUGCCAACAGAACAAGACAUAUUCAGACAAACAUGGCAUUGAGAGUUGCAGGUCCUGCCAUGACUGUGGGUUAACUAACGUCAUCCAGCAGUGCACCCCAUCUCAAAAUCGUAAAUGCGGCACCGAGUGCCCCGAACGACACUACCUCGAUGACAAUGGUUUUUGUCAAGAAUGCUACUUUUGUUGUCCCAGUGUGGACGAAACUGGAAGAAUGAAGAAAUGUAAUCUUUAA